Drosophila novamexicana is the source of this 1721-nucleotide messenger RNA. It is a transcript of the gene Pdha, whose product is annotated as pyruvate dehydrogenase E1 component subunit alpha, mitochondrial. Lineage: Eukaryota; Metazoa; Arthropoda; Insecta; Diptera; Drosophilidae. The record is from RefSeq and is a predicted model, not a curated record. Gene Ontology annotation, molecular function: pyruvate dehydrogenase (acetyl-transferring) activity. The transcript has 5 exons. Gene Ontology annotation, biological process: pyruvate decarboxylation to acetyl-CoA. The coding region runs from base 43 to 1242 and encodes 399 amino acids. Gene Ontology annotation, cellular component: intracellular membrane-bounded organelle.
UACGCGAACGAGAGAGAAUAGUCCAAGCCGAAAGCCGUCGAAAUGUUGCGUACGUUGUCGCGCGUUAGUGAAUUGCCAAUUAUUGUAAAACAAUUGCAAAAAAAUGCAGCACAGUCCGGUGUCGCAAAGACCAACAAUUAUGCUACGGAAGCGACCGUGCAGGUGAAUCGACCCUUCAAACUACAUCGCUUGGAGGAGGGACCCGAGACCACAGUGAAGCUUACAAAGGAUGAGGCGCUCAAAUACUACACACAGAUGCAGACAAUCAGACGCAUCGAGACGGCCGCAGGCAAUCUGUACAAGGAGAAGAUCAUUCGCGGUUUCUGUCAUCUAUAUUCGGGUCAGGAGGCCUGCGCCGUUGGCAUGAAGGCGGCUAUGCGGGAUGUUGACAAUAUUAUAUCGGCAUAUCGUGUACACGGCUGGACCUAUUUGAUGGGCGUGCCACCUUUGGGUGUGCUUGGCGAGCUGACAGGUGUACAGAGCGGUUGUGCGCGCGGCAAGGGCGGCUCUAUGCACAUGUACUCGCCAAAUUUCUUCGGCGGCAACGGUAUUGUUGGCGCCCAGGUGCCGCUUGGCACCGGCGUCGCUCUUGCCUGCAAGUACAAGGGGAACGGCGGCAUGUGCCUUGCACUUUAUGGUGAUGGUGCUGCCAAUCAGGGUCAGGUCUUUGAGGCCUACAACAUGGCCUAUCUGUGGAAGCUGCCCGUCAUCUUUGUCUGCGAGAACAACAACUAUGGCAUGGGCACCAGCUCCGAACGCGCCUCGUGCAAUACGGACUACUAUACGCGCGGCGAUGCCCUGCCCGGCAUUUGGGUGGACGGCAUGGAUGUGCUGGCCGUGCGCAGCGCCACCGAGUUUGCUAUCAAGUAUGUAAACGAACAAGGGCCACUGGUUAUGGAGACGAAUACCUAUCGGUAUUCGGGACAUUCCAUGUCCGAUCCGGGCACAUCGUAUCGUACGCGCGAGGAAAUCCAAGAGGUGCGCCAAAAGCGUGAUCCAAUCACCUCCUUCAAGGAGCUGUGCAUCGAGCUGGGUCUUAUUACCACCGAUGAAGUUAAGGCCAUUGAUCUGAAGGUGCGCAAGGAAGUGGAUGAAGCUACCGCCCUAGCCAAGGGCGGUACUGAGCUGGCUCUUAGCCAUUUGUGGACCGAUGUCUACUCCAAUUGCUUGGAGCCCAAACUGCGCGGCACCAAUGGCUACAAUAUUGAUCACAUCCAGGAGCGGAAGGGUGUCAAUCAUUAAACAGUUUAAAUGCAACGAUUCUAUAAGAUACAUAUACCCAUACACACACACACACACACACACACAGACACACAUGAGCCAGACCUACACACACGCACGCAUAACAAGCGAAAUCUCUAGAUCUUAAGCCCAAAGUUGAUGUUAGAAAAUUUUGUUUUUUCGAGUAGAUAAAAUGCGUAUACUACUCGAUUUGAACGCGUGCAAUUGUGAAUGAAUAAUAAUUUUUGUUUAGACACACACAGACACACACAAACACAGACAAAUACAGACCAGUACAAAGACAGACAGAUACAAAGACACAAGGUAGCUAACCACGAAUUAUGCACACCCUGCCCUACCCCCCCUAAGACACACUUAAGACCCAAAGUCAAUCACUCAACCUGGGUUAGUGGCAACAGCAACGGAUAUUAUAUGAACGUGUUCAAUAUGGUUAAAGCGAGGUGUAAAUUGUUGAAAUAUAAAGUAAAUACAUACGUAAA